AUGAGACUUUCUGAUGAGGCGCUAUCUUACGUCGCAGGCUCUGCAUUCGAAGCUGGCACGGAUAGCACGACGGGCACGGUCCUCUGGUUUCUCAUGGCAGUCUUCUUCCCUGAAACUGUGAACAGGGCGCAAGCUGAGAUUGACGCUACAGUCGACGAAGACACCGUGCCUGGAUUCGCGGUUUACCGAGAACUUCCGUACUGUGCUGCGUUCGUCAAAGAGCUUGUCAGAUGGGCGCCUGCAGCGCCUGGCGGCUUCCCACAUGUUGCAGAUGCAGAUGACGAGUACCAAGGCUUCGGGCUCAAGAUGGAGGUCCUAGCAUCGAUCGUCUCUAGUGCGGCUGGAUCUCUUCCGUUGGAUGUUGCGUCGAUCCUCUCUGCUCUGCCCAGUACAGCGGGCUCAACUCCCAGCGACGUAGUUUCAGUGGUCUCCGCCGUUCCCAGUGACGUGUUUUCGGGUCUUUUGAGUGCUGCCGGAUCUCUUCCCUCUGAUGUGGCGUCCGUCCAUUUGGCGCUCUUGAGUGCAGCUGGGUUGGUCCCCAGUGAUGUUGUUUCGGUUAUCUCCGGCUCCGUUUUCCUCCGACGUCGCGUCGAUUUUGUCAGCGCUCUCCAGUGCUGCGGCGGGAUCCUUGCCGAGUGGAGUUGCAUCGACGAGCGUGGGUUUCAUGCUUCUGCAACUGCCGCAUCAACGCUAUCCAGCGCCGCCGGUGCUGUGGCCAGUAACAGCAAUGCGCUGUCCGCCAUCUCGAGUGCUGCCGCCGAUUCUGCCUUCUGUCGCGAGCGGGGCUGGAUCCCUCCCAAGCGCUGCUGCGUCAAUUCUGUCUGCGAUGUCGGCGGGGUGGGAUCGGUCCUUUCCGCAGUGUCGUCGAGUGCUCUUCCCAGCAGCCUUCCUGGAUCCGCCGUCUCGAGUGCGGCUGGCUCGCUCCCGUCUGAUUUUGUGUCUAUCCUCUCUGCGCUCUCGAGUGCGGCUGGAUUCGUGCCGGCGACAACCACUGUCCCUGCAGCCGCCUCGUCGGUCGUGUCGAGUGCUUCUGGCUCCGUUCCCAGCAACGUUGCCUCGCUUCUCUCUUCUCUUUCGAGUGCUGCAGCUGGCAGAGUGCCAAGUGGUGUUACUACAUCUAACGGCCUCAGCGUCCAGUCGAUUCAGUUCCCAGUGCAUUUGCCUCGGUCGUCACAGCUGUUGCUAGUGAUGCCGCUUCGAUCGUGGCCGCCGUUCCAAGCGAUGUUGCUGUCACCUCUUGUCUCUGCUGUUCUCAGCGACGUUGCCUCGGUGAUCUCUACGGCUUCCAGCGAUGUGGCCUCUAUCCUCUUGAGUGCUGCUGCUGAAUCUGUUGUGUCUGCAGCUCCCAGCGCGAUCAUGUCUGAUGUUGCGUCCAUCAUCUCUGCGUUGUCCAUCGUGCUGGCGCCGUCUCUAGUCAUGUGGCUUCGGGGAUCUUGGCGCUCUCCCAGCGACGUUGCCUCCGUUCUAUCAGCCUUGUUGAAUGCAGCUGGAUCUCUGCCCAGUGAUGUUGCUUCGAGUGUUCCUGUCAGUGCCUUCGCCUCGGAUGCGGGUUCCAUUAUCUUUGCUGCCGUGUCGAUCCUCUCGAGUGCUGCGGAUCCUUUGCCUAGCGAUGUCGCUUCGAUUUUGUCGGCCUUGUCCAGUGCCGCCGGAUCCCUCCCGAGUGAUGUCGCGUCUGUGAUCUCGGCUGCCCCCAGCGAUGCCGCAUCCAAUGCUGCGGCGUCCCUUCCAUCGGACGUGGCUUCCGUCGUUUCAGCUCUUUCCAGCGUCGCCGAUUUGGUUCCCAGCGAUGCCGUCUCUCUAGUCACUGCCGUCCCUAGUGAUGUGGCCUCUGCCAUUUCUGCCACGCCUAGCGAAGUCGCGUCCAUCCUCUCGAGCGCGGCUGGAUCUCUGCCUUCCGAUGUGGCUUCUAUCCUGUCUGCUCUGUCCAGUGUGGCUGGUGCGGUCCCCAGCGAUGUUGCAUCCGCAGCUCCUAGCGACGUUGCCGCCCGGGGAUCGCUUCCGCCUGAAGUUGUCUCCAUUUUGUCGGCUCUUUCCAGCGCUGCAGGAUCGCUGCCCCGUGGUGUUGCCCCGGGUGUCAGUGAUGUGCUCACGUUGGUCACGAGUGUUGUCGGAUCACUGCCCAGCGACGUAACACCAUCAGUCGCCUCGAGCGUCGUCGGGUCCCUUCCUUCUGAUGUCGCCUCGAUUCUGUCAGCGCUUUCUAGUGCGGCUGGAUUAGUCUCGAGUGAUGUGGCCUCUGUUCUCUUGGCUGCUCCCAGUGAUGUUGCGUUGAUCGACUCGAGCGCAGCUGGAUCCCUGCCUUCCGAUGUGUCCUCGAUUCUUUCGGCUUUGCCGAGUGAUAUUGCCUCAGUGAUCUCAGCCGCUCCGAGUGAUAUUGCGUCGAUUGUAUCAGCCCUCCCCAGCGAAGUCGCCUCUGUCAUCUGGGUUCCAGUCUGA
Mycena citricolor is the source of this 2436-nucleotide messenger RNA. The record is from the annotation of a GenBank genome assembly. NCBI's taxonomy places the organism in Eukaryota, Fungi, Basidiomycota, Agaricomycetes, Agaricales, Mycenaceae.